AUGAAUACAUGCAGCAUUAGCGAUGAAGACUUUGCCCCCUGGGCCAACAACGCGGUUUGGCUUGUCAUGGAAAAGAAGUUCCCUCAGUUUCAAUCCAAGGACGAGCUCGCUUUUCAGCUCCAGAAACAAAACCCAACAACCGAACUCCUCACAGACCAAAAGACACGCGUCAAGCGCGCCAACUUGCUCUCUGAGUAUGCCACCGUUCAGGUGGUCUAUCAAUCCUCCAACACCACCAACAAUCCCAACAUCAGACUUUGCGCUUUCAUAUUCUGUGACAAUUUGAUAGUCACCAUUGCAACUCGGGCCCUCCUUCAACAAGAAUACACGAACAAUCCGGCUGCAACAAAAUCAAAGUGGAGGCAAAUUGACAACCUGGGUUUCUUAUCCAAACAUGUCAAUGAAUUCCAGGGGCCCAGAGCCAAACUCACGGCGGAAGAGGUCGGAUACCUUUCUGGGUCUGAUAUUCUCGCCAAAGAACUCCAGCGCAUCAACAGGGCCCAUCAAGGCCAAAUCAAGACCAUCUACGAAAACCACCGUAAAGAGAAAGAAGAGAUCGAGAACCAAGCACAGCAGCUUCUAAACGUCGAUGAAGACAGCAUGGUUAAUCAGCUGAGCAAGAAAUGCAGCGAAUUGGAAGAGGAAAAUGCGGCGGUCAAGGAGGAAAAUGCUAUCCUAAAGAAGCAGAAAGCUACGCUGGGAGAGGAUAUUAAGUAUCUCCAGCUCGACAAUCAAGAGUCCUUGAAAAUGGUCAAGGUCUCGGAGGAGAAGAGGAAAGCUCUGACGACGAUCGUGACGGCGAUCGACAAGAAAACUAAGACGGCGGAUGAGGAUGAAUUAUUGAUCUCUCUGUAA
Molecule: messenger RNA, 855 nt
Organism: Colletotrichum karsti
Lineage: Eukaryota; Fungi; Ascomycota; Sordariomycetes; Glomerellales; Glomerellaceae
Exons: 1
Coding region: 1-855 (284 amino acids)
Source: RefSeq, a predicted model, not a curated record